GCAAGCGGGAAGGUCAAACGGUCUCUGUGGAGAGUGAGGCCGGGGUUGGUUUCCCGGUUAGCGACGGACGCGGGAGCGGGCAGGCGUCCCGAGCGGUCCUGCCAUGACGGCUUUCGAGAAGCCUCAGAUCAUCGUGCACAUCCAGAAGAGCCUCAACUACACGGUGUUUGACUGCAAGUGGGUGCCCUGCAGCGCCAAAUUCGUGACUCUGGGCAACUAUGCCCGGGGCACUGGCGUCAUCCAGCUCUACGAGAUCCAGCACGGGGACGUGACGCUGCUGCGGGAGAUUGAAAAGGCCAAACCCUUUAAGUGUGGAACAUUUGGUGCAGCAUCUCUACAGCAGAGAUAUCUAGCUACUGGAGAUUUUGAUGGAAACCUGAAUAUCUGGAAUUUGGAAGCUCCACUGAUGCCAGUGUAUUCUGUAAAAGGCCAUAAUGAAAUCAUAAAUACUAUAGAUGGUGUAGGUGGCUUAGGAAUUGGGGAAGGAGCACCAGAAAUUGUAACUGGAAGCCGAGAUGGAACCGUAAAGGUAUGGGACCCCAGGCAAAAAGAUAUUCCUGUUGCUAAUAUGGAACCUGUACAAGGAGAAAGCAAGAGAGACUGUUGGACUGUUGCAUUUGGCAAUGCUUACAAUCAAGAGGAACGUGUUGUAUGUGCUGGCUAUGACAAUGGGGAUGUAAAACUAUUUGAUCUAAAAAAUAUGUCGUUAAGAUGGGAAACAAAUAUUAAAAAUGGGGUUUGUAGUAUGGAGUUUGACAGGAAAGACAUCAGUAUGAAUAAACUAGUAGCUACAUCAUUAGAAGGAAAGUUCCAUGUUUUUGACAUGAGAACUCAGCAUCCAACCAAAGGGUUUGCCUCUGUUUCAGAAAAGGCUCAUAAAUCUACUGUGUGGCAAAUCCGACACCUGCCCCAGAACAGAGAGAUCUUUAUGACUGCUGGAGGUGCGGGAGGCCUUCAUCUGUGGAAGUAUCAAUACCCUGCUCAGCGUUCCAAGAAAGAUUCUGAGGGAGUGGAGAUGGGAGUAGCAGGUUCUGUAAGUCUACUCCAGAAUGUAACCCUGUCAACACAGCCCAUUUCCAGCCUGGAUUGGAGCCCAGACAAGAGGGGUCUCUCUGUCUGCAGUGCAUUUGAUCAGACAGUGAGAGUGCUGAUUGUUACAAAGCUCAAUAAAGUUUGACCUAAGAACUUUGGAUCUUGGAACUUCCCAGGGAAACAGCUUAGAGUUUAAGGUGUCUUUGUAAAAGGAUGACAGUUCUGUUGUCGUCCACUGACACUCAUUGAACAAAGCUGAGGUUGGCUGGUACAGAAAAUAUAAACAAACAUGAAAUAUGGCCUGGGGGUUGGGCAUAUGGAAUGCAAAGGGUUAUGCUCUCUUCAUCUGACUGAGUGUUGACUUGCCUUUUGCAGAGCAUGGGAGUGGUGGGGCUCUACAGAUGAGUUGCUUCUAGAGCAAAGCAGUGUAUUUUUUAAAUUUCCAACAAACAUCUCUAUUUUUUAUAACUUUGCCUCUGUUAAAUGUGUUCUACGUUUCCAAAGUUCCAAGGUUUUCUUUGACAACUUUAUUUCCUUGUGAUGCAUACAUUAUUAUAGUAGAAAUCAUUUCUUCUGUUUAAAAGAGUUUGCGUUGAAAAUUACCAUGAAUUAACCUUAGUAAACAUAUUCACUCUGUGGCAUUUCAUUGUCAAUUUCUUUGCAGGAUAUUAUUUGGUAUUUAUUUUAUUUAUAAAAACCUACAAUAGUCUAAUAAUUUUUUACUCACCAAUACUGCUCAUAAAAUAUACUAUAAAAUAUUAGAAUUUGCAAAAAUCACUUUUCACAAUUUAAUAAAAUUACUCUUAUUCUUGAAAGAUAAUAAGUUCAAUUAUGUUUGUAAGACUUUUUCAUUGUUUAUUAUGAUCAUUUAUGGUUAUUGGAGAUGUACAAGAUUGUGGGGCUUGGGAAGUCUGUUGAUUUUUGGCAAGCUUUUUUAUAUGUUAAUAAAGUUCUAGUAUCUAAAAUAUAAAGAGACUUUAUGAUCCUGAGUGUCAGCCUAAUAAUAGUAAGGGGCAAAGGGUAGUUACCAGAUAUGCGGUGGUUACCAGAUAUGCUGGCAGGAGCAAGCAGUGAGAAAUGCUACUCGGAGACAGAAAAAGAUUUAAAAAGUAAUACAAGACUUCAAAAAAAGCAUGGUAUCCUAUAGCUACUCAAUGUCAGGGGAAACCAUUCUCUGCCUUUUUUUUUAGCUCCUGGGGAAAAACUCUCACCACCAGCACAGAUCAGCACCUUCAGAGUAACUUCUGAACCUUAAGAGCCCUGCCUGGGACCCUAAGGGUUAGUGAUUUUACCAAGCUUACACAGCCAGCCAGUAUGUGUCAGGGACAGGACUCAAGGCAUGUCCUCCUGACUCCAGGACAGGUCUUCUGUCCCACAAUCCCUCCCAUCAUUUUAUUAUAGAGCAAUCAUCAGUUUUCAUAACAGUGAUCCCAGGAAAUUCAGAGGAGGUUUGGUAUGGUCUGCAUGUAACUUAUGCCUACGAUAAACUGUGUAACAUUAGGAGAAAACACCAUCAAAAAUAGUAAUUUUUUUUUUCCUGAGUAGGAGGUGCUUCAGUUCUCCAAAUAAUCAGUUUUAUUUAGUAUAGCUCAUUAGUGUUGAGCUGGAAUGAAGGUAGCCACAGUUUUUAAGUAGAGGAGGCUUAUUUUCAGCCACUGUUAAGCAGUAGCCUUUGCUUUUAAUGCUUCAACAACAACAACUGCAGUUUUCCCACGUGUCAGAACCCCUCAAGGCUCAGCCCCAUUGGCCUCAAAGGUUGGCUUACCAGAGAGCAAUGAUUAUUUCUUCCUUCAGGUUUCUAGGGGCAACCUUGAUGAGCUGAAGUUUUUCUAGUAGUGUUGCUCACAAGCUGCCCCAACUGAUGGACUCCCCAGUGAGUAUCAAUUAGCCAGCCAGACUUAAUUAGUUUUUAGAAAGAGAUAUUUACUGAAUAUGUAUAGCAACAACAAUUGUAACAGAAAUGUCCCGUUAAACUGGGGCACACUCUCUUCUUUCACACACAAGGUCCCUGGGAAAAGCGGGUUAAGACUUAGCUUACAUGGCCAAAGGGUAAAAUCACACAUCCUGAUCACUGGAAAUCCUUUUCUCCCUUUGUGGAAUCCUCAUGAAGUUCCCCUUAGAUGUUCCUCUCUUGAGUCUGAGAGUUGAUGCUCUGUAGAGUCUCGAAUCUGCCUUUCUUUAGUGCGUCUAAUUGGUUCUAUAUCUCUCAGCUCUUGAUUUAUUGAUUUGAUUGUGUCCGCAGACAGUGCUGCUGGGUAAGCUGAUGAGAGUUCCAACUCUCCUCACUUCUCUAAGUUCACAAUUUUAUCACCUGAUUGGUGAAAGGGAGGGAGUGUAAUACUCUGCCAGGGCUCACUUCCAUGUCAUCCCAUGUACCCUUUGCUCUCUACCUCUCUGCCUCUUUUUUUAAAAUUUUUAAUUUCUAAAAGUUAUUUUAAAUUUAAAUACAAGA
Molecule: messenger RNA, 3484 nt
Organism: Vombatus ursinus (common wombat)
Lineage: Eukaryota; Metazoa; Chordata; Mammalia; Diprotodontia; Vombatidae
Gene: DNAAF10
Product: WD repeat domain 92
Exons: 8
Coding region: 104-1177 (357 amino acids)
Molecular function (GO): ubiquitin binding
Source: RefSeq, a predicted model, not a curated record